AUGACGAUAAACUCCUCUAAGGUUUUAUUUUUCACUCUGUCUGCCUACUUUGACUCAGGCGUUGUGAAUUACUUGUAUUUUGUUGUUAUAUUGGCUCUGUAUGUUCUGAUCGUUGGCUGCAACGUUCUGCUGAUCGUGGUCAUCUGUGUGAACAAGAGUCUUCAUGAACCCAUGUACAUGUUUCUGUGCAGCCUGUUUGUGAAUGAGCUGUACGGAAGCUCAGGCUUGUUCCCUCUGCUGCUGACUCAGAUUCUGUCCGACCUUCACACGGUUUCUGCUCCGUUUUGUUUCCUGCAGAUUUACUGUGUUUACACGUACGUUCAUAUUGAAUUCUGUAACUUGGUGGUCAUGUCUUACGACAGGUACCUCGCCAUCUGUCACCCUCUGCAGUAUCACUCACUGAUGACGCCUUCAAAGAUCGUGAAGCUCAUCACGCUGACCUGGUUGUUCCCACUUGCUGAAUCAGUUCUUGGCAUCAUGUCCAAUGUUUACACGGAGCUCUGUGGAAACAUCAUUGACAAAGUUUACUGUGAUAGCUUCUCUAUCGUUAAACUGUCCUGCUCGUACGUCCCAACCAGCAAAUACAUGGGAAUAGCCUAUAUGUUUACAGUAAUCCUGGGUAUGAUCGUGUUGAUUCUCUACACUUACAUUAAAAUCCUCAAAGUGAGUUUUUCUGGAUCCAAACAGACCCGUCAGAAAGCUGUCAGUACCUGCACACCUCACCUGGUUUCUGUGAUCAACUUCUCCUUUGGUUUCUUCUUUGAUGUAUUUCAGAGCAGGUUUGACAUGAGCCAUGUUCCCCACAUUUUGAGAGUUAUUUUAUCGUUAUAUUUCCUGACGUGUCAGCCGCUCUUCACCCCUCUGGUUUAUGGACUCAACCUGUCGAAGAUACGAAGCUUCAGUAAACACUUUGUUCGGGGGAAAUUGUGA
This is a messenger RNA of Nematolebias whitei (Rio pearlfish), 930 nucleotides long. Its product is annotated as olfactory receptor 142-like. Gene Ontology annotation, biological process: G protein-coupled receptor signaling pathway. Gene Ontology annotation, molecular function: G protein-coupled receptor activity; olfactory receptor activity. Gene Ontology annotation, cellular component: membrane. The coding region runs from base 1 to 930 and encodes 309 amino acids. Lineage: Eukaryota; Metazoa; Chordata; Actinopteri; Cyprinodontiformes; Rivulidae. The record is from RefSeq and is a predicted model, not a curated record. The transcript has a single exon.